AUGGGCAACGUCUGUUUGAGGCUCUGGGCUUACAUGCAGCCCUGUCUGCCCUGUUUGCUCCAAGAGGCGGACAAACCGGUGGUGAUAGAGAAUCCAGGAGCCCGCUGCUCCCCUGAUGCUCCCCAGUCACAGAGUCAGGAGCCUGAGAGAAGACACGGCCACUACUUCGUGGCUUUGUUUGAUUACCAUGCUCGGACCGCUGAGGACCUGAGCUUCCGUGCGGGGGACAAGCUCCAAAUCCUGGAUAGUUCCCACGAGGGCUGGUGGUUUGCCAGACACUUGGAGAAAAGGGGAGACGGCUCUGGCCAGCAGCUCCAGGGCUAUAUUCCUUCUAACUAUGUUGCAGAGGACAGGAGUCUACAGGCAGAACCGUGGUUCUUUGGAGCAAUCAAAAGAGCAGAUGCUGAAAAACAACUAUUAUAUUCAGAAAAUCUGACUGGUGCCUUUCUAAUCAGAGAAAGUGAAAGCCAGAAAGGAAAUUUCUCCCUUUCAGUUUUAGAUGAAGGUGUUGUAAAACACUACAGAAUCAGAAGACUGGAUGAAGGGGGCUUUUUCCUUACCCGGAGAAAAACCUUUUCAACACUGAAUGAAUUCGUGAACCACUAUACCAAGACAAGUGACGGUCUGUGUGUCAAACUGGGAAAACCAUGUUUAAAGAUUCAAGUCCCAACUCCUUUUGAUUUGUCUUAUAAAACUGCCGACCAGUGGGAGAUAGACCGCAACUCUGUACAACUUCUGAAGAGACUGGGAUCUGGUCAGUUUGGGGAAGUGUGGGAAGGACUAUGGAACAACACCACUCCAGUAGCAGUGAAAACAUUAAAACCAGGUUCAAUGGAUCCAAAUGACUUCCUGAGGGAGGCACAGAUAAUGAAGAACCUAAGACAUCCAAAGCUUAUCCAGCUUUACGCUGUUUGCACUUUAGAAGAUCCAAUUUAUAUUAUUACAGAGUUGAUGAGACAUGGAAGUCUGCAAGAAUAUCUCCAAAAUGAUGCAGGAUCAAAAAUCCAUUUGACUCAACAGGUAGACAUGGCAGCACAAGUUGCCUCUGGAAUGGCCUAUCUAGAGACCCAGAACUACAUCCACAGGGAUCUGGCUGCCAGAAAUGUCCUUGUUGGUGAACAUAAUAUUUACAAAGUAGCAGACUUUGGACUUGCAAGAGUUUUUAAGGUAGAUAAUGAAGACAUCUAUGAAUCUAAACACGAAAUAAAGCUGCCGGUGAAGUGGACUGCGCCUGAAGCCAUUCGCUCUAAUAAAUUCAGCAUUAAGUCCGAUGUGUGGUCAUUUGGAAUCCUUCUUUAUGAAAUCAUUACUUAUGGCAAAAUGCCUUAUACUGGUAUGACAGGUGCUCAGGUAAUCCAGAUGUUGGGUCAAAACUAUAGACUCCCUCAACCAUCUAACUGUCCAUCACAAUUCUACAACAUCAUGUUGGAGUGCUGGAAUGCAGAACCAAAGGAACGACCAACAUUUGAGACACUGCAUUGGAAACUUGAAGACUACUUUGAAACAGACUCUUCAUAUUCAGAUACAAAUAACUUCAUAAUGUGAACACUAAAGAAG
Chrysochloris asiatica (Cape golden mole) is the source of this 1557-nucleotide messenger RNA. It is a transcript of the gene FRK, whose product is annotated as fyn-related kinase. Gene Ontology annotation, molecular function: non-membrane spanning protein tyrosine kinase activity; ATP binding; signaling receptor binding. Gene Ontology annotation, cellular component: extrinsic component of cytoplasmic side of plasma membrane. The transcript has 8 exons. Bases 1 to 1545 code for a protein of 514 amino acids. The record is from RefSeq and is a predicted model, not a curated record. NCBI's taxonomy places the organism in Eukaryota, Metazoa, Chordata, Mammalia, Afrosoricida, Chrysochloridae. Gene Ontology annotation, biological process: protein phosphorylation; innate immune response; cell surface receptor protein tyrosine kinase signaling pathway.